UCUGCGUGAGCCCCUCCCCUCUGUCGUCACGAAGAGGAACGAACAAGGAAGUUAAAAACGAGCGAGGAGGAAAUCCGAAGUGGAGUCCUUUCGUCGUUUGAACUCUGUCACUGUUAACAUACCUGAUCCACGGCGCACCAUGGCGACAGCAGACAUUGCACUGAUUGGCUUGGCCGUCAUGGGCCAGAACCUCAUCAUGAACAUGAAUGACCACGGCUUCGUGGUCUGCGCUUACAACCGAACCGUGUCCAAGGUGCACGACUUCCUGAAGAAUGAGGCGAAGGGCUCCAAGGUGAUUGGCGCCGAGUCUCUGGAGGACAUGGUGUCCAAGCUGAAGACGCCCAGGAGGAUCAUCCUGCUGGUCAAGGCGGGACAGGCUGUCGACGACUUCAUCGACAAACUGGUUCCUCUGCUCGAGGCCGGUGACAUCAUCAUCGACGGUGGCAACUCUGAAUACAGAGACACCACACGGCGGUGUAAGAGUCUGCGUGAGAAGGGCUUGCUGUUUGUCGGCAGUGGAGUCAGCGGUGGAGAGGAGGGGGCGCGCUAUGGACCCUCGCUGAUGCCGGGAGGACACAAAGAGGCCUGGCCACACUUGAAGGAAAUCUUCCAGAGCAUCGCUGCCAAGGUCGGAACAGGAGAACCUUGUUGUGACUGGGUUGGAGAUGAGGGUGCAGGUCAUUUUGUGAAAAUGGUCCAUAACGGCAUUGAGUACGGCGACAUGCAGCUGAUUUGCGAGGCCUAUCACCUCAUGAAGGACGUUCUGGGUAUGGACCACGAUGAGAUGGCACAGGCUUUCGACCGCUGGAACAAGACCGAGCUGGACUCCUUCCUGAUCGAGAUCACGGCCAACAUCUUUAAAUACCGGGACUCCGACGGUACCCAUCUGCUGCCCAAGAUCCGCGACAGCGCCGGACAGAAGGGCACCGGGAAGUGGACGGCCAUUUCAGCCCUGGAGUACGGCACACCUGUGACUCUGAUCGGGGAGGCUGUCUUCGCCAGAUGCCUGUCCUCUCUGAAGGACGAGCGAGUCGAGGCCAGCCGCAGCCUUUCAGGGCCACAGGGGGUCAAGUUCAGCGGGGACAAGGCUGCCUUCCUAGAGGACAUCAGAAAGGCUCUGUACGCCUCCAAGAUCAUCUCCUACGCGCAGGGCUUCAUGCUCCUGCGGCAGGCAGCCAAAGAGUUCGGCUGGUCCCUCAACUACGGCGCCAUCGCCCUGAUGUGGAGAGGAGGCUGCAUCAUCCGAAGUGUCUUCCUGGGUAAAAUCAAAGAGGCGUUUGACCGGGACGCCGAGUUGCAGAGCUUAUUGCUGGACUCUUUCUUCAGUAAUGCCGUGCAGGAUUGUCAGGAGUCCUGGCGUAGAACAGUCAGCACCGGCGUCCAGCACGGCAUCCCGAUGCCCUGUUUCACCACGGCUCUGUCCUUCUAUGAUGGUUACAGAACCGAAAAGCUGCCAGCCAACCUGCUGCAGGCCCAAAGGGACUACUUCGGAGCCCACACAUAUGAACUGCUGUCAGACCCCGGUCAUUUCAUCCACACCAACUGGACCGGCCACGGGGGAAACAUCUCCUCCUCCUCCUACAAUGCUUAAGGAUCGCCUUCACCUCACUCAAAACAAAAUACAACCAAGAAGGAAGGUCGCGGGGGAGGGAUCCGCGUGAGCAGACGACAUGUUACACGUUCCCACUUCAAAACCAUAAUAACCACUGAAUUUGAGGGACGCGUCUGGGACAAACCCUGUAAUCAAACGUCCUACUUCUCACGGUUGUGUUGUUGCCGUUUUUAUUUAUCAAGUGGGUUGCUGUCGUGCUAAUGUUCACCGGUCAUGUUGCCCUCCGGGUUCACGGUGUUAACUCUGGAUUAAGGUGAACCGUUGCACUGUAUUAGGCUAAAUAAAGAUUUCAAUCCCUUUAUAAAUA
This is a messenger RNA of Gasterosteus aculeatus aculeatus (three-spined stickleback), 1919 nucleotides long. It is a transcript of the gene pgd, whose product is annotated as phosphogluconate dehydrogenase. NCBI's taxonomy places the organism in Eukaryota, Metazoa, Chordata, Actinopteri, Perciformes, Gasterosteidae. Gene Ontology annotation, molecular function: NADP binding; phosphogluconate dehydrogenase (decarboxylating) activity. Gene Ontology annotation, biological process: pentose-phosphate shunt. The record is from RefSeq and is a predicted model, not a curated record.